ACCGCGCAUGCGCGGGGAGGAGCCGCGGGGCACGCCGGGAGCAGGUAUCCCGCCCAUGGCUGCUGCGGAAGCAACCAUCACAGUGCGCCUCAUCCGUUCGUUUGAACAUCGGAAUUUCAAACCUGUAGUAUAUCAUGGAAUCAAUCUGGAUCAAACUGUGGAGGAGUUUAUACUAUUUCUAAAGCAAGAUAUCCCUUUGAGGACCAGCCUGCCACCACCACUCAGAAAUUACAAAUAUGAUACACUCAAGAUUCUUCACCAAGCUCACAAAGCAAAGACAAAUGAGCUUGUGUUGGGCUUGGAGGACGACGAUACACUCCUGCUGAAAGAAGACAGAACGCUGAAGGACUCAGGAAUAGCCAGUGAAACUGAAAUUGCAUUCUUCUGUGAAGAAGAUUAUAAGAGAUACAAAGCUAAUCCCAUCUCGUCCUGGUGAAGGUGUCUGGAGGACACCUUUGCAUACCUUCAUUGCGCAAGUAACUUUUUCUUCUAAAUUGUCAAA
Molecule: messenger RNA, 502 nt
Organism: Acomys russatus (golden spiny mouse)
Lineage: Eukaryota; Metazoa; Chordata; Mammalia; Rodentia; Muridae
Gene: C6H2orf76
Product: chromosome 6 C2orf76 homolog
Exons: 6
Coding region: 8-436 (142 amino acids)
Source: RefSeq, a predicted model, not a curated record